AACCUGUUAUGGAUGCUGUUAUGGAUGCUGUCAACUCAUAUCAAGUUGUUGUGGGCCAGCAAACAAUUGACACACUGAAGAGUAAUCUCACCACAGUCUUCAUCCCUAUCCUCUACAUCAUUGUGUUUGCGGUGGGACUUCCUGCCAAUGGCAUGGCCAUCUGGGUGUUCCUCUUUAGGAUGAAGAAGAAGCACCCGUCCUCCAUCUACAUGGCCAACUUAGCUCUGGUUGACUUGCUCUUUGUCAUUUUGGCACCUCUAAAAAUCCAAUACCAUUUUAAUGGCAACAACUGGAUCUACGGGGAGGCGCUGUGCAAAGUCUUUGUGAGCUUCUUCUAUGGGAACAUGUACGGCUCCGUGCUUUUCAUCGCCUGCCUCAGUGUGCAGAGGUACUGGGUGGUGGCUCACCCUCUGUCCCAGCAGAGGAACAACAACAAAGUGGCGGUCGGUGUUUGCGUGGCCAUCUGGGCUUUCAUCUGGAUCACCAGCACGCCUCUGUACCUGUACGACCACACCGCACAACUCAAAGACCCCAACAUCACCACCUGCCACGAUGUCAACAUCAUCGAGGACCGUCUCAACCCGUUCCCCUCUGUGCAGCUGCCUUACUACUACUUCAUCUUCAUGGGAUCGGUGGUGUUCCUGGUCCCUUGUAUAGUGAUCGUGGUGGCGUAUGUUCUGCUUCUCCGAGCACUGGGGAACAGCAUGGAGGCCAGCAAAGCAGCAAAGAACCGCCACAGAACCGUGGUGCUGAUCUUGACCGUGCUGUUUACUUUUCUGGUGUGCUUCAUCCCCAGUAACAUCAUGCUGGUGGUGCACUACUCUCUCCUGAAGGAUGGAGUGAUUAAUAAUGGUUACAGCUUCUACAUCUCCACUUUAUGCCUGGCCAGCCUCAACAGCUGCCUGGACCCGUUUAUCUACUACUUUGUGUCCAAGGACUUCAGGAACCACGUGAAGAACACUCUGCUGUGCAGGAGCAGCCGGACCGUGGCGAGGAUGAAGAUUUAAUUCAGCUCCAUGAAAUACUCCAGGAAGAGCAAGUCGUACAUGUCCGAGAGUGGGAACACACAGAGCAGCUCCUGCUAGAGGUACGAUGGAUGAAGGGAACAAUAGAAAGACUAAAGGGAUAUCAAACCUGUAUUUAUUCACUGAAAACAUGGUGACGCAAAAAGGUGUGUAAUUAGUGCUGGUUAGUGUUGAAGAAAGGAAGAAAAUGGAACAAUGUAUUUUAUUAUAUAAAGCUUAAAUAUGCUAAAAACUGUGUUAAAACUCUGAAUGCCAUAGUCAUGUAUCGUAUAGUUUAAUGCUUUAGCAAUAUAAACAGGAUGUAUAACAAAAAUCCUUAAUAACAUAGGUACUCAUAAAGACCUGUAAUACGCACUUCCUCUUUCGAGGAGAUGAACUUUCUAUGCACUUCCCCUUUCGAGGAGAACA
Trematomus bernacchii (emerald rockcod) is the source of this 1433-nucleotide messenger RNA. Its product is annotated as proteinase-activated receptor 2-like. Lineage: Eukaryota; Metazoa; Chordata; Actinopteri; Perciformes; Nototheniidae. Gene Ontology annotation, cellular component: membrane. Gene Ontology annotation, biological process: positive regulation of Rho protein signal transduction; blood coagulation; thrombin-activated receptor signaling pathway. Gene Ontology annotation, molecular function: thrombin-activated receptor activity. The record is from RefSeq and is a predicted model, not a curated record.